CGCCCGAAUCCGGAAGAAGCUGAUCUUUUAAAAACUGACAGCAGGUCAGGUGGAAAACAACGCUAGGUUUUCGCAUCAAGGAACCAUUUGUGGUAUUCAUAAGUGGAUCAACUCGCUAUGUGGCCUAACCAAGGUCCUCCAAUGGGUCCCGCGGGCUACCCUGGAAUGGGGGCCCCCGGCUACCCUGGAAUGGGCCCCUCAGGCUACCCUGGUACCCAACCAGUAUAUCCACCUGGUAUGAACCCAGCUAGACCUGGUGUCCCGGGACAACCCUAUUACCCCACUGGUCCAGCUGUCCCUCCUUAUGCAGGAGCCCCAAUCCCUCAUGCCCCACUCCCAUCCGGUGGUGUCUAUCCUGCCCCCAACCAUAGCCCUUUUCCUGGAGCCCACCCUGGCCCUUAUCCUGGUGCUCACCCUGGUCCCUAUCCUGGAGUUCACCCUGGUCCCUAUCCUGGAGCUCACCCUGGCCCUUAUCCUGGAGCUCAGAAAGGCCAGAAAGGCCAAAAAGGCCAUAAAGCCCAUCACAACGGCCCUCAUUACGGACCUCAACACUAUGGGGGUCACAAAAUGGCUGGGGGGUUAGGAGGAGGUUUAGCAGGUGGUUUAGGAGGGAUAGGAAUGGCUUUGGGGGGACACAAUAUGCACAAGAAAUUGAAAAAGGUGAAGAAGGUGAAGAAAGUAAAGAAGGGCCUCAAACACAUGAAACAUGGCAAGCAUUCUUCAAGCAGCAGCAGCAGCAGCAGCAGCAGCAGCAGUAGCAGCAGCAGCGACUAAAGUUAGGGUCCAACAAAUUACCACCCAAAACCCUGUACAGCAGUUUCACUGACAUUUGUCUUAUACAGCUUCUUUUAAUGGGCUUCACUCUAAACUAUAUUAUUAUUAUUAUUAAUAAUAAUAAUAAUAAUAAUAAUAAUAAUAACAAUAAACAAUUAUGUAAUAUAAGAAAGAUGCUGUCUUUUCAAAACAAUUUAUUGUAUUAUUUAUCACAGUAAAUUAUAUUGUUUUCUCAGUGUCUAUAAUGUAAAACUCCUUGCCUUCGUCUUUUGAUGUAUUUUUUUUUUUUUACCUGACAGUUUACUGUUAAACAACCUUUAACUACAUGGUAUAGAUAUACAGUAUGUUCUCAUGUAAGGAUGAAGCACAGCUACUGAACAUUGCAGUUGAAGAUAAUUUAUGUAGGCCUAUAUUGUUACACAUUAUAUUGUUAAAAGUGUUAAUAAGAAAUCUUAUAGUAAAUUAUAUCAAACUGGACAUCUAGAUUAUGGUGCUUAUGGUCUUGUCUCAUUGUGGAAAUCAUGACACUGUGAAGAUGUGAGAGUGCCUUAUUAUUAGACAGUUACAUGGGCAAUGGUAAAUGAAAUGCUUGAUACCAUGCUUUAAAACCUGUAGAAGCACCUGCCUAUAUGUGUGGAAAGCACAACACUGUGAGGUUGGCGAGUGCCUUGUCGUGAAUGUAGAGCCUGUUACAUUAUGCAGUGGUGAAUAAAAUCUUUCAUUCUGA
This is a messenger RNA of Sardina pilchardus (European sardine), 1501 nucleotides long. RefSeq names its product proline-rich protein 13-like. The transcript is spliced from 4 exons. The record is from RefSeq and is a predicted model, not a curated record. Lineage: Eukaryota; Metazoa; Chordata; Actinopteri; Clupeiformes; Clupeidae. Bases 118 to 774 code for a protein of 218 amino acids.